Molecule: messenger RNA, 894 nt
Organism: Filobasidium floriforme
Lineage: Eukaryota; Fungi; Basidiomycota; Tremellomycetes; Filobasidiales; Filobasidiaceae
Product: putative acyl-protein thioesterase-1
Exons: 6
Coding region: 1-894 (297 amino acids)
Biological process (GO): protein depalmitoylation
Cellular component (GO): cytoplasm
Molecular function (GO): carboxylic ester hydrolase activity; palmitoyl-(protein) hydrolase activity
Source: RefSeq, a predicted model, not a curated record
AUGUCGCUGCCAGCUGCCAUCUCCUCGGUCAAGGUCGUCGAAGCCGUCGGUAAACAUACCGGGACCGUCAUCUUUCUCCAUGGUCUGGGAGAUCAGGGGACUUCGUUCGUCCCGAUGGCACACAUGCUGGGUCGGCAGUUCCCCAACCUCAAGUUCAUCUUGCCUUCGGCCAAGAGCAUUCCCAUCACCAUGAACUCGGGAUACAAGAUGCCUGGAUGGUUUGACGUGCCGACCUUGGACAACCUCACCACCAACUCGAAGAGGAUCGACGAUGAACCUGGUCUCAUGAAAUCGGUCACUUCGCUCGAACAGCUCAUUGCUCAGGAAGUCAAGAACGCUCAGAUCCCGGAAGAGAGUAUCGUCAUCGGAGGGUUCUCUCAGGGGAGCGUCAUCUCUAUCUUGACGGGGAUCACUACGACGAAAAAGUUGGGAGGGGUCGUCGCCCUCAGUGGAUGGGUCCCGCUCAACCACAAGAUCGCCGAGAUCGCUUCGCCUCAUGCAAAGGACCUUGCCGUCUUCUGGGGUCACGGUACCGACGAUCAGGUCGUCAAGUUCUCUUUCGGCAUGAAGUCCAUCGAGCUACUGCAAUCGGUACCUCAGAUCAACCUGCCUCUGUUGCCUGCUGGCCAGAGCUACGGAAAGCCGGGAUUGACGUUCAGGAAGUACGAUGGGAUGCCGCAUUCCCUCGCUGCCGAGGAAAUCGACGACCUCACCGCCUGGUUGCAAGGAAUCACUUUUGACGUCUGGACCGCCUCUCACCGAAAAGGUCUGGCCAACGGAGAGUCCUCGGGGACCGGAUCGACCAUGGGUCACCAGACUUUUCCGAGUGCCAAUCAAGUAAUGUCUUAUCACUCUCCCCGAGCUCGUCUCUCACGUAUGACCCGUGAAGACUGA